This is a messenger RNA of Helicoverpa zea (corn earworm), 1515 nucleotides long. RefSeq names its product fatty acyl-CoA reductase wat-like. Gene Ontology annotation, biological process: long-chain fatty-acyl-CoA metabolic process. Bases 42 to 1505 code for a protein of 487 amino acids. Lineage: Eukaryota; Metazoa; Arthropoda; Insecta; Lepidoptera; Noctuidae. The transcript is spliced from 10 exons. Gene Ontology annotation, molecular function: alcohol-forming very long-chain fatty acyl-CoA reductase (NADP+) activity. Gene Ontology annotation, cellular component: peroxisome. The record is from RefSeq and is a predicted model, not a curated record.
GUGGAGACUCGGCCGUGCAUCAGUUCUACUGCGGCGCCACCAUGUUCGUGACAGGCGGCUCCGGCUUCCUCGGCAAGCAGCUCGUAGAGAAACUCUUCAGGGCGUGCAACGUCGCCAAAGUGUACUUGCUGAUGCGGCCUAAGAAAGGAGUGCCUAUUGAGGAGAGGCUUGAAGAAAUGCUGAAAGAUCCGGUAUAUAACAUGGUGAGGAAGAAGAAGUCCAACUUCGCGGAGAAGAUAAUCCCCGUGGCCGGCAACGUGGCUGAUAUCAGACUCGGCAUGAGUGAUCAGGACUGGGCUAUCGUUACGAAGGAGGUAAACGUGAUAUUCCACAUGGCUGCAACCACUAGAUUCGAUGAGGCUCUGAAGAUAGCUACCAUGAUCAAUGUCAGAGGUACCAGAGAGGCUGUCCUGCUUGGCAAGGCUUGUCAGAAGCUCAAAUCAUUUGUCUACGUGUCGACAACAUACGCCAACGCAACUGAUAACUUUGUGGAGAAGGAGGUACUAGAGACAUUCUACCCGCCCCCCGUGCCUCCUGAGCUGAUGAUCAGCAUGGCGGAGACUAUUGACGAGGAUAGACUUCAGGGGAUAGAGCAUGAUCUCAUCAAGGGCUACCCCAAUACAUACACGUUCGCGAAGGCCAUUGCUGAGGAAGUGGUGAGGAGUAGAGCUGGUAACAUGCCCAUCAGCAUCGUGAGACCUGCUGUAGUGAUAUCAUCGUACCGGGAACCGAUGCCUGGAUGGGCUGAUACUAGCUGCGCUUACGGUGCUAGCGGGCUGAUCCUAGGUCCAGCAACAGGCCUGAUCCAUGCGACCUACGCCGGAGACAACACGAGAUACAGCCUGGUACCAGUGGACUACGUGAACAAUGCUAUCCUGGCUGCCGGCUGGAAGACCAGCUCAAUGCCUGGUGAUGUCAAGAUAUAUUCUGUGUCGAGCGCUAGGAAUUUGUUUCAUUGGCAGCCAGUUUCCACGAAAAUCCGCGAAAUAGGCCGAGUCCUGCCAACCCCAUUAGCAGUGUGGUACAUGUUCAUAAUAAAUACUGCCAACAAACCACUGUUUGUGCUGCUAACGUGGUUACUGCAUUAUAUACCGGGGUAUAUAUUAGACGGAGGCUGUGUGCUGCUCGGAAAACCACCUAUGUUCAUAAAAUUAUACAACCGCGUAUACCGGGCGUCACUCGCCCUCUCCUACUUCACCACACAUAGCUGGCUUUUCCGCGACGACAAUACGGACAAACUGUUUCAAGAUUUAUCUACCGAAGACAAGUUAAUAUUCAACUUCGAUACUACAAAUAUUAACAUAAUGGAAUACGUAACUUUGUGGUGUGUUGGUCUAAGAAAAUACUUAAUGAAAGAUGGUAUAAGAAAUACUGAAUAUGCGAUCAAAAAGCAGUUUUGGUUGCAAAAGUUGCACUAUAUAGUUGCAGCUCUCUACGUUUAUGUGUUGUAUAAAAUAUGUUCGUAUGUUUUGUUUGUCGUUUUGCUCCUUUUUGGAUGGGUUUAGUAUUAAUUUU